AAGCCCCUUCAGACUCCAUCGGAAGUACGUCAUCAACGAGCUCAUACAUUUAGCACUCAUGCUAACGCUGUUGGCUAGUCUGUUUUUUAUUUGAAACUAAUUCAGCGCUGGUGUGUGUUUUCGGCGGAGUCAACAUGAUUAAAGCUAUAUUGAUUUUUAACAACCACGGGAAGCCGCGGCUGAUCAGAUUCUACCAAUAUUUUGCGGAGGACAUGCAGCAACAGAUCAUCCGUGAGACUUUCCAUCUGGUGUCUAAGAGAGAUGACAAUGUCUGCAACUUCUUGGAGGGUGGAAGUCUCAUUGGCGGCUCAGACUACAAGCUGAUCUACAGGCACUACGCCACGCUCUACUUUGUCUUCUGUGUGGACUCGUCUGAGAGUGAGCUGGGCAUUUUGGACCUGAUUCAGGUGUUUGUGGAGACGCUGGAUAAAUGCUUUGAAAAUGUUUGUGAACUGGACCUCAUUUUCCACAUGGAUAAGGUCCACUAUAUCUUGCAGGAGGUGGUAAUGGGGGGCAUGGUGCUGGAGACCAACAUGAAUGAAAUUAUAGCGCAAGUGGAGGUUCAGAACCGGCUGGAAAAGUCAGAGGGAGGUCUUUCAGCAGCCCCAGCUCGUGCUGUCUCAGCUGUGAAGAACAUGAAUCUGCCAGAAAUUCCUCGGAACAUCAACAUUGGAGACAUCAACAUCAAAGUGCCGAGCCUCUCCCCGUUCUGAGGAGCAUUCCAGUCCAGUCCGCAGAGCUGGUGAACCAUACUACUGAUGGAGUUGUUCUCCUCCACCCUUCUCUGUGGUCAAUGUGGACAACUCUGUUUUUUAUUACUGCAGAACCACAGCCGCAUACUCCCCCUUGAUUUCAGUCUUGCAUAAGGAAGUGAAGAUGUGGACUAUUUUUGAACAUGUUGCACAAUAUUGUAAAAAUGUGAUUCUAUAAAAGAUUGUUUUUUCUGCUACUCUGAGUUGUUGAAGUCAUACAAUUAAUGACUAAAUGUUUGUAAAGUGAUCUUAGAUCAGUGUUUCUCAGUUCUGUCAUCUCCAAGCAGUUUCUACUGAAUGAGCUUCAAAAUUAUUCCUCUGAAGAAAACACAUUCAGUUUAGCUUCUGUGUUUGUGACAGUGUUUUAAAGAGUUUGCGCUGUAUCAUGAUUUCUAAUAUUUUGGUAAUUUUUUUAGUUUUGGUGAUUUGUUCCUCAAGAUAAUUCUCUGAGCUAAAGAUGUAAAGCAACCAGCUUUAGAUCGCUGCGUGGAUAUUUGAGUGUUCCUGUAAAGUGUUCUUGUGUCUUAUUUGCUGUAUUUUUGUUAAGGUAGAGUCAGAAUUUGUUGAUAGUUUUAUUGGGAAAUAUUUUGCAUUUCAAGAGAAGUAGGCUUGUCUCUGUGUCAAAGACCUUCCUCGCCAAAGUAGAAUAAAUAAGUACGCCCUUGUUUGUGUCUCUUCCCAAAUCACAACUAACUUAUUUUCUCAGCUGUUACACUCGAACCAUUCUUUCCUGUUCACAUUUUUCAGUAGGGUUAGGGAUAGAAGUAAAGAUUUCACCGUCAUCAAACUCAAAGUCUCAGAAUAUCAACCUCAUUCCAGUAGAGUUGAAUUAAAAACAGAAGAUGAAUGCAAAUCAGCAGGUAUUAUUGUAGAGCAUGUGCUGUGGUGAACCAUCUCUGAACAUCAGAAUUGUUUCUGCCUCAACACAAGUAGAUGACUACCCCUGUCCACUCAUUUUGGAAUUUGUGAUAAGUGAGGUAGUUGUUCCCUCCCUCCGAUCGCAGUAGAACUUGUACAAGCCUUUACCACCUCCCAUUUCCAGCCUACAGAUGCCAGGAUCUUGUCCUAAAUCAGCAGAGGGUCUUUUUUGCUCAUCAUCGACAUUUGGACUCAAAGAAGGACGUAUAGUGGAUGUUCAGAGAUUGG
This is a messenger RNA of Nothobranchius furzeri (turquoise killifish), 1898 nucleotides long. RefSeq names its product adaptor related protein complex 3 subunit sigma 2 (gene ap3s2). The record is from RefSeq and is a predicted model, not a curated record. Gene Ontology annotation, biological process: intracellular protein transport; Golgi to vacuole transport. Gene Ontology annotation, cellular component: AP-3 adaptor complex; membrane coat; intracellular membrane-bounded organelle. NCBI's taxonomy places the organism in Eukaryota, Metazoa, Chordata, Actinopteri, Cyprinodontiformes, Nothobranchiidae.